UGAUAUCUUCAGCCAGAUAUGUGUAGGUCGAACAACUCUUUAUCCAACUACAGGAAUACCAAGCCUCUGUAGAGCCUUAAAAUGUAUGCUGGGCGGAAAAGAAGAAAGCCGGUCCAAAGAGCAGCUAAACAGCUGCCUUCGGAUGGUGUGAAAUCAAACCCGUCCAAGCGUCACAGGGAUCGGCUGAACGGCGAGUUGGACCGGCUAGCCAGCCUUUUGCCAUUCCCCGAAGAAGUCACCACCAGUCUAGAUAAGCUCUCCAUUCUACGCCUCAGUGUCAGCUACCUGCGGGCCAAGAACUUCUUCAGCGAAGCACUGAAGAACCACGUCUCCAAAAGCGUAACGGGCAGCGGCAGCAGCAGCAGUAACCAUGAGAACAACAAGCCAACGGGCCUCUCGGACAGUUGGAUGGCGGAGGGAGAGCUACUGCUCCAGGCACUCAAUGGCUUCGUCUUGGUCACUACCUCCGAGGGAAUCAUAUUCUACGCCUCACACACCAUCCAGGACUACCUGGGCUUCCAUCAGACGGAUGUGAUGCACCAGAGUGUGUUUGAGCUGAUCCACACUGAGGACCAGCAGGAGUACAGGAGGAACCUCCACUGGGCCCUCAACCCCCCCGCUGCCGCCCCCCAGACAGACGACUCGCCACCGGAUGGAGAGCAGCCGGUGAGCAGUGUAUCCCUGGUGACCUACAACCCAGAGCAGCUUCCCCCGGAGAACUCCUCCUUCCUGGAGAGAAGCUUCGUGUGCCGCUUCCGCUGUCUCCUGGACAACUCCUCUGGCUUCCUGGCACUGAACCUCCAGGGUCGUCUGAAGUUCCUCCACGGCCAGAACCAUCGCCUGGACGACGGUUGCCAGGUGCCUCCUCAGCUGGCGCUGUUCACCAUAGCGACGCCUCUGCAGCCUCCCGCCAUCCUGGAGAUCCGCACCAAGAACAUGAUCUUCCGCACCAAGCACAAGCUGGACUUCACACCCAUGGCCUGCGACGCCAAGGGUAAGAUAGUGCUGGGCUACACAGAGGCGGAGCUGAGAGUUCGAGGCUCAGGCUAUCAGUUCAUCCACGCCGCCGACAUGCUGCACUGCGCAGAGAACCACGUCAGGAUGAUUAAGACGGGGGAGAGCGGUCUGACGGUGUUCAGGUUGCUUACCAAGGACAACCGCUGGAAGUGGGUGCAGGCCAAUGCCAGGCUCGUCUACAAGAACGGCAAGCCAGACUACAUUAUCGCCACCCAGAGGCCACUGGUAGAUGAAGAGGGCGGGGAGCAUUUGAGGAAGCGCUCCAUGCAUUUGCCAUUCACCUUCGCAACUGGUGAGGCCCUGCUCUACCAGACCAGCUACCCCAUGCACGGCUUCCCCGAUGGGGUGGGCGGAGGCAGCGGCAGUGGCGCCCACACCAAGGCCAAGAACAGCAAGGCCAAGAAGGCCAAAUCGGACUCCAAGAGUUCGAGUUCCAAGGACGAGCUGGACCCCAGCUCCCUGUUGGGGGCGCUGAUGAGUCAGGACGGCUCAGUGUACGUGUGCCAGCCGGCCUCGGAGCCAAAGAUGCCCCCCUUACGAAGCCUGUUUGGGGAGUCCGACAACGGUUGUUGCGGGGCUGGGAGCAGUGAUGGUGGCCAUGGCCAUGGCCAUGGCAGCGGUAGCGGGCUCGGGUCCGUGGCUGUUCCCAGCAACGGCUGGGGCGUGCCGGCACCCAACGGAUUCGUGCCGUCGGCACUCAGCGACCGCUUCGGUGAACGCUCGUCGUCCUCCUCGAAGGGCGAGCCGUCGAGCUUCGAUCCCUUGCUGGCGACGCUGGACUCCCUGACGCUGGAGAGCGAGGAGAACUGCUCCAACAGCGAGCUCUUCAGCGCCCUUGAGAACCUGGGUCUGAACGCUGAGGACCUGGAGCUCCUGCUGCUGGACGAGCGCAUGAUCCGCGUGGAGAUGGAGCCCGACUACGUGCCCUCGCUCAACGACCUGCUGACCAACAACGAGAUCCUCUCCUACAUCCACGACUCGCUGGAGAACGAUUCCGGGCUUCCGGUCACCAGUAGUGGCAACAACAACACCAGCAUCAUCAGCAGCAGCAGCAGUAGCAGUAGUAGUAGUAAUAGUGCUAGUAGUAGUAGCGUAACUGGUAGUAGCAGUUUGCGGGCAGACCCACCCUCCACCACCACCACCACCGUAUCACCUCCACACCUCACUCUACCCCCUGCGACCUUCACCCAGACCCAGACCCAAUACACUCCCGUCACAGAACCGGAGCCAUGCCCUGUGCCCUCCCAUACCCAGAAUAGCAUCCUUCCAAAUGUGUACCAGCAGUACCACCCGCACAAGAAGCCACCCACAGCGUUGCCCAUAGUGCAGCUCUCACAGCAGAUGCAUCAACAUCUCAAUGUGCAUGCUGGUCCAAACGGCCCCCAGCAACAGACUUGGGGGAUGCAAGGGGGUGUCCCCUUGAACGGUCCGACGGCACCAAGGGUGCCCCUCACCCAGCAGCACGAUCCCCACCACAUGCACAUAGACUCGGUAGCGCCAGGGACAGCGAUCCCCAACGGUCAUUGGGUACCGCAGAGGGCAUCCACCACGGGCAUGCAGGACCACUGCCACCUUCAGCAUCCAUUGCAUCAAGGCAACAAGGCCACACAUAAUGCUAUGACGACUACGACCACAGCAUCAGCAUCAACGGCGGGCAUCCAUUCGUCGUGGCAGCAGAACCAGCAGCUGCUUCAACCACAGAUGGUACAGGGCCAGUGUCACUUCAAGCCAGGCUUGGAGACUCAUGGCUUGGCUGGCAAUACCAUGCCCACCCCUGCCGCCACCACCUCGUUCCCCUCCUCCUCCUCCUCUUCUUCCUCUUCUUCCUCCAUGAACGGGGUCUACCCACCAAUGGGCACCAACCUCCAUGACUGGGAUGGAUUCAACUGUACCACCAACCAGCUGGGACUGGUGGCCUCCUCGAACACGCCCUUCUUCCCCAACGGGCACGCCCCACCACCCUCCACACACACACAGACUACAGCGGGCUUGGUUGUGGGGGGCACAGCGCCACACAUGGAUUACAAUAUGGGACAUCCACUGGGAGGCGCAGGCGCGGGGUAUCACCUAAACAACGUUGUAGCAGUAGCGGGGUCUGGGCAGUGCCAGCCCCAGCUAAUGACCCAGCCAGCAGCAGCAGUAGCAGCCGGCUUCCCACUGGGACUUCAGAAGCAGGACAUCAGGAAUCGUCCACCUCCACAGCAUCCAAAGGCAGGCCUAGGCCCAGUACCAGUACCAGGCCCAGUACCAGGCGCAGUACCCCCCAGUAGCAACUGCUGUCCGCAGCAUCCGCAGCACCAUCAGCACCACCAGGGUCCGGCUCAGCAGCACCAAACCUCGCCCCUGGACCACCUGCUAGGGCUCGGGCAGAACCAGCACCAACACCUGCCUCACCUGGAGGACUAUGGACUCAUCAGCAGCACCGGUGACCCGGACACGGUGCCCUGCUCCAAGAUGGAGAGUGUGUGUGUGUUGAACAGCACAAGUGUGGCCUACACCACCGGUCGCCUGGUUCCCAACGGCAACGCCACCACCCCCGGAGACAACCUCCUCCCCCACCCGGAAGGUCUCCCCAACCUCGCCGACCCACAGUCCUCUGGCUUCUACCUCUGAGAGCACGAGGACAGGACACACACCCCUCAUGGAGUCACCAGCCAAUCAAGAGCCAGCCAUCAGUACAACUAGGAAGGAGAGGAAACAACAGCAACAAAAAACAGAAGAAAAGAA
Engraulis encrasicolus (European anchovy) is the source of this 3744-nucleotide messenger RNA. It is a transcript of the gene ahr1b, whose product is annotated as aryl hydrocarbon receptor 1b. Gene Ontology annotation, cellular component: aryl hydrocarbon receptor complex; nucleus. Gene Ontology annotation, molecular function: transcription cis-regulatory region binding; nuclear receptor activity; protein dimerization activity. The transcript is spliced from 12 exons. Bases 82 to 3630 code for a protein of 1182 amino acids. Gene Ontology annotation, biological process: response to xenobiotic stimulus; regulation of transcription by RNA polymerase II; xenobiotic metabolic process. Lineage: Eukaryota; Metazoa; Chordata; Actinopteri; Clupeiformes; Engraulidae. The record is from RefSeq and is a predicted model, not a curated record.